CCAAACAGCCCGGGCGAACCGCAGGGGAAGUCCAUCCGCCCGGCCCUGCGGGGCAGGGGUCUGCCUUCUGGGCGGAGUGGGGGAGCGGCGUCCUGCCCCUGGGGAGUCGGGAGGAGCCGCGUCCCAUCCAGCUGUGCAAACAGGAGGAGGAGGUCCCAAGCCGACCCUCGGGAGAGGGGUGGCCAGGCCGCCGCCGCCGUGCCGGCCCCCGCGGUGCGGGUCGUGCCAGCCAGCCCGGAGCCCGACGCAGAAACUUGUUGCAACAAACAGGCGACCGCGGGUGCCCCUAGCAGCCAGCGGCGGAGUGGGUGGGCGGGCGAGAGGGAGGGGAAGGCUGGCGGACGCCGCAGCGAACUGGUGGGCAGACCCGGAGUCGCCGCGUAAGCGGGGCCGGCUCAGUGCGGUGCGGCAGGCGCGGCUGUGCGGCAGCGGAAGUCCUUUGUUGCAGCGCAGUCCCUGGCAGAGCCGAGUCUCCGCGCAGCCCAGCCCGAGCGCCGCGCGCCGCCGCCACUGCAGCUCGCGGCCCCUUCGCCUCCGCCCGCCUUUCCCGCGGCCGAUCUGCCUUAAACUCCCUAAAAUCUCCGCAGCCCUGGUUCCCACUGCGGCCGGUCUCCGCUAGAAGAUGGCAAAGCCCAGCCACAGCAGCUACGUCCUGCAGCAGCUGAACAACCAAAGAGAGUGGGGCUUUCUCUGUGACUGUUGCAUUGCAAUUGAUGACAUUUACUUUCAAGCGCACAAAGCAGUUCUAGCUGCCUGUAGCUCCUAUUUUAGGAUGUUUUUCAUGAACCAUCAGCACAGUACUGCACAGUUGAAUCUCAGCAACAUGAAAAUCAGUGCUGAGUGUUUUGAUCUCAUUUUGCAGUUUAUGUAUUUAGGAAAAAUUAUGACAGCUCCCUCCAGUUUUGAGCAGUUUAAAGUAGCGAUGAACUACCUACAGCUGUACAAUGUUCCUGACUGCUUAGAAGACAUACAAGAUGCAGAUUGUUCUAGUUCAAAAUGUUCAUCCUCUGCUUCCAGCAAACAGAGCACCAAAAUGAUUUUUGGAGUGAGAAUGUAUGAAGACACUGUGGCUAGAAACGGCAGUGAGGCCAACAGGUGGUGUGCGGAGCCCAGCUCCACAGUGAACACACCUCAUAAUCGAGAGCCCGAUGAAGAGUCUCUACAACUAGGUAGUUUUCCUGAGCCACUAUUUGAUGUAUGUAAAAAGAGUUCUGUGUCCAAAUUAUCUGCUCCAAAAGAGAGGGUAUCACGACGCUUUGGACGGAGUUUUACUUGUGACAGCUGUGGAUUUGGCUUUAGCUGUGAAAAAUUAUUAGAUGAACAUGUGCUGACCUGUACCAAUAGACAUUCGUACCAGAACACAAGAUCUUACCACCGAAUAGUCGAUAUUAGAGAUGCAAAAGACAGUACCAUCAAAGCCGAAUUUGGUGAAAAGGAUUCAUCUAAACCAUUUUCUACACAGGCAGACAAAUACAGAGGGGACACAAGCCAGGCCCCUGAUGAUUCCGCCUCCACCACUGGAAGCAGAAAAAGUGCAGUGGAGUCCGAACUAGGCGAUGAAGAAAAAAGCAGGGCAGCUGAGAGGAAAAGAAUCAUCAUUAAGAUGGAGCCUGAAGAUAUUCCUACAGAUGAGCUGAAGGACUUUAACAUUAUUAAAGUGACUGAUAAAGACUGCAAUGAAUCCACUGACAACGAUGAACUGGAAGAUGAACCUGAAGAGCCGUUUUACAGGUAUUAUGUCGAAGAAAAUGUUGGUAUUAAAAAAAGUGGCAGGAAAACUCUGAAACCUCGUAUGUCAAUAAACUCUGAAGAAAGAGGUGCUUUAGAAAGUCUGAGGCCCCCUAGCAACAGCAGUCCAGUCCAAGAGGAUGGCGAGAAUGCCUCCUGUGAGCUGUGUGGCCUCACGAUCACCGAGGAGGACCUGUCUUCUCAUUACCUGGCCAAGCACAUCGAGAACAUCUGCGCGUGUGGCAAGUGCGGACAGAUCCUCGUCAAGGGCCGGCAGCUGCAGGAGCACGCGCAGAGGUGUGGAGAGCCCCAAGAUCUGACGGUGAACGGGCUUGGGAGUACUGAGGAGAAGAUGGACAUGGAAGAAAACCCCGAUGAACAGUCUGAAAUAAGAGAUAUGUUUGUUGAAAUGCUGGAUGAUUUUAGGGACAGCCAUUACCCGAUAAACAGUAUCCAAAAAAAGCAGUUAUUUAAACACUCUGCCUGUCCUUUUCGAUGUCCUAACUGUGGCCAGCGUUUUGAAACUGAGAACCUAGUGGUUGAACAUAUGUCUGGCUGCCUAGAUCAAGAUAUGUUUAAGAGCGCCAUUAUGGAAGAAAACGAAAGAGACCAUAGGCGAAAGCAUUUUUGUAAUCUUUGUGGAAAAGGAUUUUAUCAGCGGUGUCAUUUAAGAGAACACUAUACUGUUCAUACUAAGGAAAAACAGUUUGUUUGUCAGACAUGUGGGAAGCAGUUUUUAAGAGAACGUCAGUUGCGUCUGCACAAUGAUAUGCACAAAGGCAUGGCCAGGUAUGUCUGUUCCAUUUGUGAUCAAGGAAACUUCCGAAAACAUGACCAUGUACGGCAUAUGAUUUCUCAUUUAUCUGCUGGAGAGACUAUAUGCCAGGUCUGCUUUCAGAUAUUCCCAAAUAAUGAGCAACUGGAGCAGCACAUGGAUGUUCACCUGUACACAUGUGGAAUAUGUGGAGCAAAGUUUAACUUGAGGAAAGAUAUGAGAUCACAUUAUAAUGCCAAGCAUUUGAAAAGAACCUAAGUGAUUUUCUACUGUAUUAAUGUCUAGUUGAUAGCAAACACAACACCAAAGUAAAAAGAAUAUGAGCUAUUUAGAAAUCAGUUUUAUAAGAUGAAUUGUUGGAAAAAAUUUCAAGGCCCUUUUAACUUUUUUUAUUUAGAAUCUUAAGUAUAUCUACACUUUAGGUGUUAAAUGCUUAUCAUUUUUGUUGUUUCUUAAUAGCAUUCUUUGUUUCUAGUUUCCUUUAAAAUUACUUUUAAAUGUAGACAAUAAGUUGCUGUUACCUCUUCAAUGACUAUUAAACGUUAGUUUUUUAUCAAUAAGGUGAUGACUUCACUAUUUCUAUGUGGGGUUUUCUUUUGGUUUGGUUUUUUUUUUUUUUUUUUUGUUUUUUUUUUUUUUAGGUUAUUCUGUGAAAUCUUAAGCCAGCAUCAUUGGCUAUUCCUGUUUAAAGUUUUAAAGUAAUUUUUUCUUUAUUAUAUGAAAUUUUCCCAUUCAGGUUUAGGUAUUUUUGUCUUUUGUCAAUUGAACAGUAGAUUAGCUACUGUUUAUUCUCUCUUAUUAUCAAUGAAACUCAUAUUCUUAAAUGGACAAGCUUAUUAGGCAAGUUAGGUGCACUGACUAACCUUCAAGGUUGACACGGGCUCAGACUUGGCCUAAAGAGAUGGAUGGACCUGAGGAAAUUCCUAUAAAUGAUCAUUUCCUAUAAUUGAUAAAAUAUUAUCAUUUAAUAAUCACAUUUAAAACUUAUAUUAAGUGUAAAUUCCAAUGACUUUCCCUCACUUGUGAAGUUGGUGGGGAUAAGCCAUUUUGUUUUGUGAUAUUAAAUUUAACUAUGAUAGUUAAUUAAAAGACAUUCAUUAAAAAUAUUUUAAUUUAAAAUAUUCUGAUUUCUAAAGUGUGUUAGUUUAUCAAUUAUUUUGUUUAUAAAUAGAUUUUAAUAGCUCUCUAGGAAUAUCUAAAGGAAAGUGAUUUUCACCUUUAAAAUUACAUACUUUUGGUACUUUGAGAUUUGAAAAGCUGCCAUGUAUAUUCAUAAAUCUAAUAAAAUAAAUCAAUUAUAAAUCUGGUUGUUCUAUAAAAGUAGAAUGCACAAAAAUGUGUUGUGUCUUAUACUAAGAUUUGGAGAAAGUGUUGUGGCAAAUUGCAAUCUAUCAUGCUUUAUUUCUGUAAAGGAUAUGAAAUUUGAGGACUACCAAUCACAACAUAAAUGGAAACAGUUUAUAAUUUUUCACUUAAGUUAGUAUUGUUAGUUGUUCUUGACGUAGGGUCUACAUCAAUUACAUGUGAACUAAAACACUGGCAAGACUGACCCAUCAAUAAAUAAAUAUACUGAAUAGAAUGCCUUUUAAUGUGAAUUACUUCCAACAUAACACCCUUCUCCUAGUGACAGGAUUCUAACUAACUCCUGUAUUUAAAAAUAGUUUUGUGAUUAUGAAUAGUAUUAGCAUUGCUCAUUUUGUUCACAGAUUUUAAGGUAUGCAAAUCGCAUUUGUGUACUAUUAAAAGAAGUUGCCAAGGGAAUUUGAUACAUUGGCUAGUACAAGUACUAAUUAAUUGAAAGUGGGGGUGGGGCCAGGGAGAUAGCUCAGUAGAAUAAGCACUUGCCUGGCAAGCACAAGGGCCUGAGUUCAAUCCCCAGUUCCACAAAAAAAAAAAAAGUGUGGGGCACAGUGUGAGCUCACAGAUUUGUGGGGGUAGGUUUAAAUGUUAAGUACGGAUACAAAUAGUAAAGGAGACAGUGCAGAAUUAAAGUAAUGGGAAGUGGAAUGGCGUGACAAGGUAAAUAAAAAAAAUCAAGACUUUUAAGAGAUAAAACAGGAUUUUUUUUUUUUUUUUUUUUUUUUCUGGCUGCUUUAAGGGCGGGUCUGGUGCAGAUUGUGGAGUUGGUUAAAGAUGAAACAGGAAAGGUAAUUCAUCUAAGUCUUAGAUAUAAUAGUUUUAUCAUGUACUUAAAUCUGAAAUGCAAUUUAAAUUUAUAUAGGAUGCAUGUGUAGAUUACUUGUAGGAACCUGAUAAACAAGUUGUCUAACCCAGAGACCACUAGAGAGUAGUAUGAAGAGUAAGACAAAAUUUCCAAACUACAUAGUAUCUUAAUGGAUGUAAUUUUCUUUGGUGUCACCUUUUUCUACCCUUCUUAAAGUCUUUGUAGUGGUUUUCCUACCAUUAAAGAAAAGGGCCUUUUCUAAAUACUACCACUUUUGAACAAAGUAUUACUUAUCUAUUCUGCUAGGAAGGUGGAUUCAUGUAAACAACUCGUGAUUGCAUGUGCCUGAGAGGUCUGUUUUAUACAGCCACGCCUCAUGAUGCUGCCUUCUCCCUGUUGCAUAUCACAUGGGACACACCUUUGGUUUUGGAAUUAGCUAUAGGGCAGCAUAGACUUCUUCAAAUCAAAUAUACAGGGCCAGGGAGAUAGCUCAGAAUAAGCCUGGCAGGUGCAAGGACCUGGGUUCAAUCCUCAGUUCCACCAAAAAAAAAGUAAGCAAAUCGAGUAUAUAGUUUUCUUUAUCAAAACAAAGUUCAUUUAAAGGCCACUUGGAGGGGCCGGGGAGAUGGCCCAGGAGAGUAAGUGCUUGCCUGGCAAGCGCAAGGGCCUGAGUUUAAUUCCCUGUUCCGCAAAAAAAUAAAGGCUACUUGGCUUUUAAAACUGGCAGGGUGGGUGACAACAUCCAACCCUCGUGUCCCACUCGGCUUUGUCUCGCCUCCCCACUCUCCCAGGGUGGAGCUGCGAGCGCUCAUGCUUGCUAUUGCUCUUUGCCUUCUGGGUUGUGAAGAGAAGGAACCAGGAGAGGUUGUCUGCUGCUCUGGCCUUUAUAACUUGCAUAUUCAUCCCCCUCCUCCAUCGACACAGAAUAAAAUCUUGUUUAUGUCUCACAAACAGAGACAUCAUUUUUACUUUGAAGGACGUUUUGUUCUGACCGUGUCCAACUUUUGGAUCUCCUAAUGCACAAUGAGCAAUUUGACUUGCUGUUUGCAAUGCUGGGAAGCAAACCUGGGGCUUUGGUAGGGCAGGCGAGUGUGCUGCCGCUGAGCGCAUGCCAGGCCCGCCUUUGUGAGUAGUAAGAGAUCCUGGUGGCACAGUCUGCACCUAACAGACUUGCUGUCAAUUACGGUACAACUUGGAUGAUUCAGUAAAUAGCACAAAGAAUCGCAGAGGUUAAAAAAAGCACAAUGAA
Octodon degus (degu) is the source of this 5916-nucleotide messenger RNA. It is a transcript of the gene Zbtb1, whose product is annotated as zinc finger and BTB domain containing 1. The record is from RefSeq and is a predicted model, not a curated record. Gene Ontology annotation, biological process: regulation of immune system process; negative regulation of transcription by RNA polymerase II; regulation of cytokine production. Gene Ontology annotation, molecular function: protein binding. The coding region runs from base 623 to 2761 and encodes 712 amino acids. The transcript is spliced from 2 exons. Lineage: Eukaryota; Metazoa; Chordata; Mammalia; Rodentia; Octodontidae.